Pelodiscus sinensis (Chinese soft-shelled turtle) is the source of this 5298-nucleotide messenger RNA. NCBI's taxonomy places the organism in Eukaryota, Metazoa, Chordata, Testudines, Trionychidae. The record is from RefSeq and is a predicted model, not a curated record.
GCCUGCCCCUUGCAUCUAAUCGAACACACGCACACACCGCACCAAGGGGGCUGCUGGAGGACUCGAACUCCUGGGCUAACGAGGACGCUUUGCGCGAGCACUUUGCGCGUCUUCGCUGCUCCUCCAAGCGCUUUGCGCAGAGAAGACUGAAUUAUCAGCGACCCGCUUCCGAGCCCCAGCUUCUGCUCUUUUUUAAUUCUCCGAGCGUUGUCUGAACCAUAGAGCCCGCUUUGAUAGCACGGCGGCUCGACCUUAUUUUUGAAAGCAAUUAAACUUGGCAGAGCUGAGGCAGGAGGCUUCCCGGUGCCAGGAGCCGCCGAGCGGGUGUGCGUGCGUGUGUGUGUGUGUGACAAACUCGAUCAGCGCGGACCAUCCCACCUCUUGUCCGAAGCUUUCAAACUGUUGUUCUUUCUCCCAGUAUCACAGCACCGACUAAUCUAGGCCCCCCCCCUCCCCGAGCCCACCCCCUUUCGAAGAUAUGGAAGGGAAAGAUAAAGAGGCUGCCACUGGACUCUGACCGUGUGCAGCUGGCUCUUGGCUUCCAGGGCUGGGUGGACUUCCCAGUCGCUUUCCCCAGCAAACCGCCUGCGGAGGGACAGGAUGCAACUUCUUGUGCCUGCAGCAGCAUGCCAGCAGGAUUGAACGGUUAUCGCUCUCUUGACUUCAGUGAAGCAAUGCUGAUAUAUAUCUUCUGAAGAUGAUGGCAUCGUAAGCAUCUAGAGUACAGCAGUACCGUGGAGCUGCAUUGCCUUCAUGCCUCUCACUGCUUUAGAUGCCAGCCUUAUCCUUGACUGCUGCAGCAGGAGCACAGGCCCCAGAGCCCACCUCCUGAGGGGGAAGAAUCCUACUUUCCAUCCAGUGACUACACAUGCCAGGAGUUGCAAAGGAGAAGGCUCACACAUUAAAUGUGGCCAGAUUGGGUGACUGGAGAAAGAAGAGAAUGGAGGGAAAGGGGAAAGAAGUAAAUACAGAAAAGGUUUAAGUGACAAUUGGUCGUCAGGCUUCUUGUUAGAGUCACAGAAAUGAAUAACUCAACUUAUAUAAACUCCUCCAUUGGAGAUGUUCUGGCCUUGGGGAGUCCCUAUAAAACUGUUGAGGUGGUGUUCAUAGUCCUGGUGGCAGGGUCUCUCAGUCUAGUGACUAUCAUUGGGAACAUUCUGGUCAUGGUGUCCAUCAAAGUCAACAGGCACCUACAGACUGUCAACAAUUACUUCCUGUUCAGCUUGGCUUGUGCUGACUUGAUUAUUGGUGUCUUUUCCAUGAACCUGUACACACUUUACACAGUGAUUGGCUAUUGGCCCUUGGGGCCUGUAGUGUGUGACCUGUGGCUGGCUCUUGAUUAUGUGGUCAGCAAUGCCUCUGUCAUGAACCUUCUCAUCAUCAGCUUUGACAGAUAUUUUUGUGUCACCAAGCCUCUGUCGUAUCCUGUAAAGAGGACCACUAAGAUGGCGGGCAUGAUGAUUGCAGCCGCUUGGGUGCUGUCCUUCAUCUUGUGGGCACCUGCAAUACUUUUCUGGCAGUUUAUUGUGGGGGGAAGAACUGUUCCUGAUGGGGAGUGCUACAUCCAAUUUUUUUCCAAUGCUGCUGUCACCUUUGGCACUGCUAUUGCAGCCUUCUACCUGCCUGUUAUCAUCAUGACCAUCCUCUACUGGCAGAUAUCUCGGGCCAGCAAGAGCAGGAUAAAAAAAGGAAAAAAGGAACCAGCACAAAGCCAGGAUCCAGUUUCUCCCAGUUUGGUCCAAGGUAAAAUAGUGAAACCAAACAACAACAACAUCCCACCCAGCGUGGAUGGGUUGGAGCACAGCAAAAUUCAGAAUGGUAAAGCCACUGGAGAGGCUGUGACAGAGAACUGUGUUCCAGGGGAAGAGAAGGAGAGUUCUAAUGACUCCACUUCGGUCAGCGUUGUUGCUUCCAAUGUGAAGGAGGAUGAAGUUACCAAAGAGGCCACCACGGCUUCUGUCUCCCACGCCCAUGUGAAAGGGGAGAAUUCCAAGCUGACGUGCAUCAGGAUAAUCACUAAAUCCCAAAAGGGUGACAGCUGUGCUCCCACCAACACCACCGUGGAGAUUGUAGGUACUAAUGGCCAAAAUGGGGAUGAAAAGCAAAACACUGUGGCACGUAAAAUUGUCAAGAUGACCAAGCAGCCGGCCAAAAAGAAACCCCCUCCUUCAAGAGAAAAAAAAGUGACCAGGACUAUCUUGGCUAUUCUCUUGGCCUUCAUCAUUACUUGGACACCAUACAAUGUGAUGGUGCUCAUCAACAGCUUCUGCAUCUCCUGCAUCCCCAACACUGUAUGGACUAUUGGUUACUGGCUCUGUUAUAUCAACAGCACCAUCAACCCUGCCUGCUAUGCGCUCUGCAAUGCUACCUUUAAGAAAACCUUUAAGCACCUUCUUAUGUGUCAUUACAAGAACAUAGGAGCCACAAGGUAAAAAGAAAAAAACAUGGAAAGAGGAGAGAUGUUUCGAGUUUUAAAAACAAACAAUGCCACAGCACUUUAUGCUCUAGUGUGGAACGUGCAGUUAAGGAACCUAGUGGAGUCACUGACCUGGACCUUCAGCUCAGUCUUUGAGAACUGCACUUAAAACCUUUACUAUUGUUGUUGUUGUUGCUAUCCAUGAGUCUUGGGGAAGUGGUGAUUGAAGGAGGGGUCAGGAGGCAAUGUGGACGGGAGGCACAGUUCCUGGUUCUCUGACAGUAUCAUGCAGAAGGGCUUUCUGAAUCUAUGAUUUUUGUCCAUUUUUAUAGAAUAACAAUAAUCUUUGUCUAUGUGUCUUGUCUGUCAUUCUGUCUGUUUGUUUGUCUGUCUGAAGAAAAAGCUGUAAGGGCACUCUAACAAGAAAUAAAAUAGAAUUGGGGAGGGGAAAGGUAGAGGAGAGAGAGAGACAUGGAACAAUCCAAACUCAUCUUGCAAAGAUUAUUUCCAAAGUUAAAAGCUAACAAUGAUUUUUUUUUAUCAGGGUCUCAUGUUGAGACUAACUAUAGGCUAACUGUGACAGCUAAUAUAUUAUCUAUACCUCUCUCCCAUCACCAAAAAUAUAUGAGACAAAAGUGUUCUUUAUCUCACCAUGGAUCCGAUGAUUCAUUAUCCAUUGUUCCAAGCAUAUCACCUCUCUCUUACCGAGGGGGUUGGUCCUUUGGUGCCAAUGAAAAUGAAGAUGAAAAUGAAAAGGGCGGGGAACGAAGAGGUCCCUUCCAGUUUGCUGUAUCACAAAGCUUGUGUAGAGGCCCUUAUAAGCCAAAGUCUUUGAAGAUUUAGCUCACUUAAGCUCUUUUAUGUAAUAUCCCCCAUGAAGUUGUAUUUUUCUUCAGCCAUUUCUUUUUUGCACCCUCCCUGCCUAGGAUUAGGAUUGAAAACCAAAGCAAGAUGUGAAUUGCAUAUUUUCAUCAAAUUAACAACCAUGUGGUCCAAAUCAAGGAAGUAAAUUGAGCCCAGCAAGAGCACGUGGUAAAUAGGUAAGGAGAGAGUUAUAGCCAUUUCUGAUGGUCACAUAUAUUAAGUUCAGGAUUUGCUUGCAGCUACCAGAGGUGAAAGGUGAACAUAAGAAAGUCCAUCUUAAUGUCCGAAAGAGAGAAGAUUCCUAUUGAUAUAUUUGUCCUACAGAAGAGAAUAACUGUGCCUAGAUCAGUGUGUCCACCUGCAAGUGACUCUGGGCAUGUCCCUGGAAUUGGUGGGGAUGAUGUAUAUUUUAUAGAAAAAAAUGCAGUGCUGGCCAUGUUGCCUUUUGUAUUAGCAUGGAGCAAUAUCAUCACUACUAAUCAAGGGAUAAUGGUAGUAAAGGGGCAGAGAGGAAAACAGAGGUUAAACAGACAUAGGCAGUGCAAUAUAAUUAUUUUAAAAUGUUCCAAAAAUUGUCAUAAUCUACAUUUGAGUCCUCCUGCCUGUAAAAGAGAUACUUUUGCAGUAUUUGAUAUAAAUUAUGGCAAAACUUAGCAUACUGUGUGAGUAUGGCAGAGUGCAUCAGAUUAAAGUACCCCGUGAGAUUGCAUAUGUCAAUAUCCUCCCUUUCUUUGACAUGUCCAGAUUCUAAUAAAGGUAUGUCCCGGGAUUUUACUAUCCUAAGACUAACCUUUCACCGUGACACUACUAUGAGGUUCCUUCAUUGUAAGCCAAAAAUAUCCACGGUCAUCUGGAAUGAUGCUCACACAACAACUAGACCACUAAAUCAUCUCAGAAUAUCAUCCUAUUAUAUAUCAGUCUUCCACAGUGAACUUCAAAAUAGCAGCUUUUCAUAUUGAAAGGAAAUUAACCUGGAUAAUUUAAUAUUUAAACUUUUCAGAUGCUCAGAUGAACUAUGAACUAGUUCACUUGAGAAAUCAUUUAGGAUCUUUAGGACCUUUUAGGAUCACUUUAGGAUCUUUUUGACCUAGACCAGUUCAAAGUUCCUGGCAGAAAAGGAAAAUUAACCACUAUACAAAACAAGGUGCAAAAGCACCUAUGCCGGAUUGUUUUCACAAUCGCUAUCUUAAAUUGCAGUGGCCAUUAGGAGCCAUUAUUGACAAAUAAAAUAAUUAACUCAUUAAUGGCCUGAACCAAAUCUCUUUGAAGUACAUGGAAAACUUUCCAUAGACUUCAACACGUCAAAGCAUUAGGUGAACACAGCAAAUGCUUGUUCACGACGGGUCUGAAUCGGCAAUCCUUAUAUUGAACAGCAUUAACUCCCACCAGUCCAACUUUACUGUGAUUACUCAUGUAAAUAAUUGUUGCUCAAUGUAAGGGCUGCAAAAUUGAUUCCUGAAUAGCUGUCAAAGUUAUUUUCACCUGAUGUGUCUUGAAGACAUAAAGGAAGUUAUCUGGCCAUGUUUCAGCAGUCUGUGCUGUUUAGUCUCAUCUAAAUGGUGAGACUAAUAUCCAUGGGUAUUGUAAACAUACUCAAAGAAAGUGGAAUAUGUUCACUUUUCUAUAUUCUUCAGGAAAGAAAAGCUAUCCAAGGGUAUGUCUACACUACCCCCCUAGUUCGAACUAGGGGGGUAGUGUAAACAUACUCAAAGAAAGUGGAAUAUGUUCACUUUUCUAUAUUCUUCAGGAAAGAAAAGCUAUCCAAGGGUAUGUCUACACUACCCCCCUAGUUCGAACUAGGGGGGUAGUGUAAACAUACUCAAAGAAAGUGGAAUAUGUUCACUUUUCUAUAUUCUUCAGGAAAGAAAAGCUAUCCAAGGGUAUGUCUACACUACCCCCCUAGUUCGAACUAGGGGGGUAGUGUAAACAUACUCAAAGAAAGUGGAAUAUGUUCACUUUUCUAUAUUCUUCAGGAAAGAAAAGCUAUCCAAGGGUAUGUCUACACUACCCCCCUAGUU